Phytophthora nicotianae INRA-310 is the source of this 897-nucleotide messenger RNA. RefSeq lists its product as hypothetical. The transcript is spliced from 3 exons. The record is from RefSeq and is a predicted model, not a curated record. Bases 1 to 897 code for a protein of 298 amino acids. NCBI's taxonomy places the organism in Eukaryota, Oomycota, Peronosporomycetes, Peronosporales, Peronosporaceae.
AUGUGUAUGGAAGAAACGUACGGGUACAAACUGAACGUGAAGCAGCUAUGUGAAACACGAUGGAACAGCAUGCAUGGCUGCUUUGCAUCGCUUCUACGAAUUCGCAGUGCUCUGGAGUUAUUGGAGGUGAAGUUUAGAGUUUCCGCUGAUUUUCCCGCUACGUUACGGGGUUUUGCUGAUGAAAAUUUUUGGAACUCUCUUGAAGAAGUCGUGUGCCCUCUCUCCUACGCGUCCCUGAAACUACAGCGUGAUGAAAAUACCAUGGCCGAUGUUGUCGUGUGCUAUCUCGAUAUCUUUGCUGGAUUUCACAAGCAUCCACAAGCUGCUAAAAGGCUCCUCGGCAAGACACCGCUGACUUCAGCUGGCUCUUUGUGCGGCGUGGGGUCUACUACUUCAAGCGGUUUGGAAUUGGUUCGGACACGUCGAGGUUGUGUGAAGAUCUACACAACUGGAUCAUCGAUGACGACGUCACAUCGCUUUCAUUCACCGACUUCAGUUAAAUUCACGUCUAUUGGAACUAGGAACAGGAUGUCGCCUGAGAAGGCAAGGAAACUGGCUUUGGUUCGUAAGCAAGUGCGAGAAUUUGAUGCUGAAGUCGGUCCCUCCAAGGGCGCCAACACUACGCGAUUGAUUGAUCCUACAGAGCGCACCCGGCUAAGAGACAGAGACGAUGUUUUUGAGUGCAAUGAAACCGAAGACGGCAUCGAAGAAGAAUGCGUUGUCGGGCCAGACACUGCAUUUGAGUACUGGCAGUCCGUACUCUGCGAGUUGGAGGGCGACGACGAUGCACCAGUUUCUCUUGGUAACGCGCCAGAUAACACGAGCUCUCCCCAAUCUGCCGCUGCUGCCGCCGCUGCUGAAGAGAGACGCUUUGGCGCAGUUCUGGAAAAAAAUUAA